AUGGCGCAGCGGACCAUCGCGUCGUUCUUCAAGGCACCCGCCGCGAAACCCGCGGGCGCCGUACCCCUGCGCGAGGUGACGGAGUCCGACGUGAACACCAGGAAACGCGACGCGCCCCAGGGAUGCGUGGUGGACCACGACGAGCGGGCGCCGAGGGGCAAGCGCCUGAGCGCGCCGCGAUCCUUCGAGAAGGGCGCCGACGUCGUAUCGGUGCCCGGCACGUCCGGCGGUACCGCGUCCAGGCCCGGAGAUCGACCCACGCGUUCGCUCGAGCUCGUCUCCGUCGACGGGCGCGACUACCUCGUCGGCGGCCGAUGCUUCGAAUGCGCCAACCUCACGAAAGCCGCGGGGGACUGGCGAGCCGACGACGAACCGUUCAGCGGCGGGAUCUUCUGCGCGGUGACGGGGACGAACCGCGUGGUCUCCGGGCACGUCCUCGGCGACCGUCUGUUGAUGUACGACGUCCCGCGCAUCGACAAAGUCGUGGCGUCGAUGUGCUUAACCUGCGAAGCUACUGACGGAUUUAAAUGCUCGUGCGACGACGACGCGGACGGACGGACCCGCGCGGUGGCGCUGCACUCUCUCCCGCCGCCGGUCGACGACGUCCACGGACCCGGCGCGCCCCACGUGGCGGUCAUCACCCAGAGCGGGGAGCUCAAGCUCGUACGCAUCGACCAAGGCGAACGCGAAGACGCGACCGGAGUCAUCGUCUUCGCCGGCGCGAAACUUCGGGUGGUCGGCUCGUACCUGCUGACGGAGGGGACGUUCAAGUACGCCUUUCCCGAGGGCGAGGCUGGCGUCGAGGCCGCGUCCGACGACAACGCGGGACACAGGCUCGGCGCGUGCGUGACGUGGAGGGACCCGAGGGACGCCGCGGCCGUCACCGCGGAGUACAGAGCGGAGGCGCCGAGCGACUGGUGGGCGCCAGUCGCCGUAGCCGUCGCGUCCAGGACGGGCUCGCUCUGCUUCCUACGUGUUGGACCUUCGAACGGCGGCGACGGCGGCGGCGGCGCGGAGCUGGUGCGCACGGUGCACCCGCACCUCCCGAGGGACGGCGCGCGCGACGCGAGGAUCCACGACGCGGCGCUCUGGGAGGCCGGCAACACAGCUGGCGGCGAUUCUGCUGCCGUUGUCACCGUGGGCGGCGACGGCGUCGUCGCGGUGACUCACUUUGAUCAAACCCACUCCGAUCACGACACCGCGUGGCGGUGCGUGGACGGGCGAACGUCGCGGGCGACGUCGGUGCGCGUGUGCGAGAGGUACGCGACGGCGGUGACGGGUUCGGUGGACGAGGACGACGUACACGUGUGGGAUCUUCAGGACGAGCGGCGGGUUCGAAAGUUCAGGUUGUUCGACGGCGCGAGGGUGAAGGGUUUCGAUCGCGCGACGUACCGUCUCCGGGGUUUGGCGAUCGGGGGCAGCGGGAGGCUGGUCGGGGUGAGUAACACGAACAGGGUGGGCGACGCGACGAUGCAGCUCGAGCUCGACGUGCUCCUCGCCACCGAGGAUAACACCGUGCGCGAGGACGCCGGCUCGCUCCUCGUCCGCGAGAACGCGCGCGUCGCCUCAUCGCGUCUCACCGGAUCCACCCCAAACGGCGCGCCCCUCUACGAGACCGUCGAGGUCAUCGACGGCCACGUCGUGAAGCUCGCGUCCAAGCCCCCGCUCAAGUCCUUGCUGUCCACGCCGCAGCUCCCGGAGAACCUCGCCGCGCACCUGCCGUCCGAUCCCGCCGCGCCGGUCGCCAACGCUCUCCCGUGA
Micromonas commoda is the source of this 1761-nucleotide messenger RNA. RefSeq lists its product with no specific name. The record is from RefSeq and is a predicted model, not a curated record. Lineage: Eukaryota; Viridiplantae; Chlorophyta; Mamiellophyceae; Mamiellales; Mamiellaceae. The coding region runs from base 1 to 1761 and encodes 586 amino acids. The transcript is spliced from 2 exons.